Puma concolor (puma) is the source of this 2096-nucleotide messenger RNA. The record is from RefSeq and is a predicted model, not a curated record. NCBI's taxonomy places the organism in Eukaryota, Metazoa, Chordata, Mammalia, Carnivora, Felidae.
AAGUCCUCCCCUGGCCGACCGGGAAGUAGCUGAAGACUGGGCGAUGGCAGUUCUGGAGGCCUCCCUCCGGGGCAGACCCGACGCCACGGUGCCCCCACGGUAGACCGGACCACGGUGGCGGGCACCGGGUUCCAAGGGAUGGAGGGGUCUAAAACGUCCAGCAGCACCAUGCAGGUGAGCUUCGUGUGCCAGCGUUGCAGCCAGCCCCUGAAACUGGACACGAGCUUCAAGAUCCUGGACCGUGUCACUAUCCAGGAGCUCACAGCUCCAUUACUUGCCACAGCCCAGGUGAAACCAGGAGAGACCCAAGAGGAAGAGGCUAACUCAGGAGAAGAGCCAUUUAUUGAAACUCGCCAGGAUGGUGUCUCUCGCAGAUUCAUCCCCCCAGCCAGUCCAUCCAGGCCAACCUUCGUGCUGAGUGCCCCUGUGGAAGACCAGCAUGGCCUUCCCUUGGGAGAGAGGAUGAUGUCCACAGAAAGUGCCAACAGCUUCACUCUGAUCGGGGAGGCAUCUGAUGGCGGCACCAUGGAGAACCUCAGCCGAAGACUGAAGGUCACUGGGGACCUUUUUGACAUCAUGUCAGGCCAGACAGAUGUGGAUCACCCACUGUGUGAGGAAUGCACAGAUACCCUUUUAGACCAGCUGGACACUCAGCUCAACGUCACUGAAAAUGAGUGUCAGAACUACAAACGCUGUUUAGAGAUCUUAGAGCAAAUGAACGAGGAUGACAGUGGACAGCUACAGAUGGAGCUGAAGGAGCUGGCGUUAGAGGAGGAGAGGCUGAUCCAGGAGCUGGAAGACGUGGAAAAGAACCGCAAGAUAGUGGCAGAAAAUCUCGAGAAGGUCCAGGCUGAGGCUGAGAGACUGGAUCAGGAGGAAGCUCAGUAUCAGAGGGAAUACAGUGAAUUUAAGCGACAGCAGCUGGAGCUGGACGAUGAGCUGAAGAGUGUGGAAAACCAGAUGCGUUACGCCCAGAUGCAGCUGGACAAGCUGAAGAAAACCAACGUCUUUAAUGCAACCUUCCACAUCUGCCUGGAGGAGCCCUGUAUCCACCUCUGUAUGCGUCUCCAUUUUAGGUAUCGACUUGUUCCCUACGGAAACCAUUCAUAUCUGGAGUCUCUGACAGACAAAUCUAAGGAGCUGCCAUUAUAUUGUUCCGGGGGGUUGCGGUUUUUCUGGGACAACAAGUUUGACCAUGCCAUGGUGGCUUUCCUGGACUGUGUGCAGCAGUUCAAAGAAGAGGUUGAGAAAGGCGAGACACGUUUUUGUCUUCCUUACAGGAUGGAUGUGGAGAAAGGCAAGAUUGAAGACACAGGAGGCAGUGGCGGCUCCUAUUCCAUCAAAACCCAGUUUAACUCCGAGGAACAGUGGACAAAAGCUCUCAAGUUCAUGCUGACGAAUCUUAAGUGGGGUCUUGCUUGGGUAUCCUCACAGUUUUAUAACAAAUGACUUUUUUUCUUAGGGAGAUGUUUGCCUUAAAGGCUUUAAAUUUUGUUUUGUUUGCAAAAAAAAAAAAAAUGUUUUAAAUUAAAUUCGGGUACUAUUAACAGCACAUGUUUACAAUACCAAAACAGAAAAAAUCUACAAAAGCCACUUUAUUUCAGGAUAUCAUGUGACAGAUAGUUUCCAGGGCUACAAUGUGUCAUGUACAGCUAUCAGCCUUUGUCAUAGGUUUGACUCUUAACCCCAAACCUUCCUUUCCCUCUCUUCCCUCAAAACAACUAAUUUAAAAUUGUUUUUGUUUUUGUUUUUGUUUUGUUAACUGAGUUGAAUUGAGAUCAAUGUGUUUUCACUGGGUUUUAUCUCUCUCAACUUCCUGCACUUACAAUAUGAAAUAGAAACUUUUGUCUCCACUGAGACGACGAGAUGUGUGAGACGUACAGCUGGAUAACGUGAGAAAAUGACACAUAAGCUUUGGUCACCAGAUGAUGUGAUCAGAAGCUUGCUAUUUAACACUUGUCCUCACUUGCUUCCAGUGCUGAAUGCCUACUCUGCUCUCUGUUAGAGAUAUGAAAUGGUGUUUGAUAUUGUUUGAGACAUUAUGGAGAGAUUUAAUUAUUUGUAAUAAAAGAUUUACUGCAGUCUGAUAACUGCCC